Molecule: messenger RNA, 995 nt
Organism: Frankliniella occidentalis (western flower thrips)
Lineage: Eukaryota; Metazoa; Arthropoda; Insecta; Thysanoptera; Thripidae
Exons: 3
Coding region: 109-636 (175 amino acids)
Source: RefSeq, a predicted model, not a curated record
CCUCUAGUCCUUAGCCAUUCCCGGUACUCUCGAGAUAAGAUUGCGGUUGCGUGGCACAUAAAAAGAACUGUAUCGACCGUCGCCCUUCAGUCGAUCAUCAACGUCAACAUGAACGCCAAAAUCAUCCUUGUCGCCGUCGCGGCCAUCUGCUGCUUCCAGGGCAUCGCCGCGGCUAGCGUCGCUCGUCCUCUACCCUGGGCUGAGCAGCAGCAGAUGUUCGAGCUCGACCUUGACCAGUUUGACCUUGACAACCUGGAUGUGGAUGCCGUCCUUGACAACUUGGUGAUGACCCUGGAAAAAAUGAGUGCUCAGGCUUUCGAGGUCUCCAACAGCAACCACAAACUCGGAGCUCCUAGGAAUAUUUUCACCUGCAUCACCGCCCUCACCAGCGUGUUCAAGGAAGCUAAGGAAGUAAAGCAGUUGGUGGAUGAGUUCAGCAAAAUCAAGAAGGAUCUCAAUGAUGCUAAGGAAGCGUGCAAGACCCCUACUGCACCCGAAACCACUGAUGAUUGCAACGAGAAGGCCACGAAGGCGUAUGAGGUCGCCCAUGCUGCCGCCAAGGGCAAGAUUCUCCCCACUGUUAUCAAGUCCUUAACCACUCUUUUCUCUCUGAAGGCUUGCCUUAGCAUCGUUUAAGUAAAUAAAGCACCAAAUGUUUUAUGGUAUAAGUGCAAUUCCAUUGUCAUGACUAAUAAAUGACUCGUCCGCUACAUUUGAGCUUUUGCAAAAACUUAGAUUGUGGCUUGACCAACCACUAUGUGUUGCCUGCAGUGGGGCUUUGACGCGAAGACGGCAGUAAGUUCGGUUUGGAACUACUUCCACGCGGAUACGAUUUGCCAAGGCCAACCGGACCCCGUCAUCUGUAAGAAGAAUAUUGUCUCGAAUCUCUGGAACUCCGGGAUCGACUUGCUAAUUGACCCGAUCAUAACUUACACUGAUUGCACUGACCUUCUGGCGUAACUGUAAAUACUGAAUAAAAAAAUACAUGAAAUAGA